Messenger RNA from Prorocentrum cordatum, 333 nucleotides. The record is from the annotation of a GenBank genome assembly. NCBI's taxonomy places the organism in Eukaryota, Dinophyceae, Prorocentrales, Prorocentraceae.
AUGCCCUCUGAAGCGACGGCGGGGGCCGCCGCCUUCUCCCGCAAGCGGAGCUUCCUGGCGCUGGCGUCCAAGAAGGCGCGGGAGACGCGCGGGCACAGCGAGGACCGCGUGCUGGGCAUGCUGGUGCUGACGGCCAGCCCGGGACCUCCGGGGAAGGCAGAGGAGGCCGGCCAGGCUUGGAGGAAGCACGUGAACGGCUCCUUCCGGGGCUACAGGGUCGGCGAGGUGAUCAACGACCACGACGCGGCCUUGGCCUACGUGCUCGAGUUCUACCCCAGCGUCCUGCCCUCCUUCGCCGCGCUACCCAAGGACCCGGACAGCAGGAGAGCGUGA